Haemorhous mexicanus (house finch) is the source of this 1975-nucleotide messenger RNA. Its product is annotated as zinc finger protein 418-like. The transcript is spliced from 3 exons. Gene Ontology annotation, biological process: regulation of transcription by RNA polymerase II. The coding region runs from base 1 to 1749 and encodes 582 amino acids. Gene Ontology annotation, cellular component: nucleus. Gene Ontology annotation, molecular function: DNA-binding transcription activator activity, RNA polymerase II-specific; RNA polymerase II cis-regulatory region sequence-specific DNA binding. The record is from RefSeq and is a predicted model, not a curated record. Lineage: Eukaryota; Metazoa; Chordata; Aves; Passeriformes; Fringillidae.
AUGGAGAGGAGGGAGGACAAAUCCCCACAGCAGAACCUGGCAGCAGAGGCCAUUUUGAGCGGCUCCACGGCGCAGGAACCCAACGGGGAGGAAAAGCCCCGGAGAUCCCGCACGAGGAGGGGCUGCAAACGCAGAUGGCGGGGAUCUGAGGGGGAAAGAGCCAGCCUGGGCCGGGAAGGCGGCCAGAGAUGGAAUCAGAGCUCAGAGCUGGUGCUGCAUGAGCAGUUCCAUGAUGGGGAGAAGCCCCACACGUGUGGGGAGUGUGGGAAGAGCUUCAGGUGGAACUCUGAGCUGAUCAGGCACCAGAGGACCCACACUGGGGAACGGCCCUACGAGUGUGAUCAGUGCAGGAAGAGGUUUCAGACCAGCUCAGAUGUCCUCAAGCACCAGCGCACUCACACAGAGGAGAGGCCCUUCCGCUGCCCCGACUGCGGGCAGGGCUUCAGGCGAAAUGACCAUCUUGUCAUGCACCAACGCAUCCACACUGGGGAACGACCCCACGAGUGUGGGGAAUGUGGGAAGAGCUUCAGGCACAGCUCCCACCUGAUCAGGCACCAGAGAACCCACACCGGGGAGAGGCCCUGCAAGUGUGGGGAGUGUGGGAAGAGCUUCAGGCACAGCUCCACCCUGAUCAGGCACCAGAGAACCCACACCGGGGAGAGGCCCUACAAGUGUGGGGAGUGUAGGAAGAGCUUCAGCCGGCAUUCCAACCUGAUCCUCCACCAAAAGAUCCACACUGGGGAGAGGCCUGCCGAGUGUUCCAAGUGUGGGAAGAGGUUUCGGAGCAACUCCCAUCUCCUCCUGCACUAUCGGAUUCACAGAGAGGAGAGGCCCUUCCAGUGCCCUGACUGCGGGAAGGGAUUCAAGCACAACUCCACCCUCAUCACCCACCGGCGCAUCCACACCGGGGAGAGGCCCUACGAGUGUCCCCAGUGUGGGAAGAGCUUCUCACGGAAGUCUGAGCUGGUGCUCCAUGAGCAGCUCCAUGAUGGGGAGAAGCCCCACACGUGUGGGGAGUGUGGGAAGAGCUUCAGGUGGAACUCUGAGCUGAUCAGGCACCAGAGGACCCACACUGGGGAACGGCCCUACGAGUGUGAUCAAUGCAGGAAGAGGUUUCAGACCAGCUCAGAUGUCCUCAAGCACCAGCGCACUCACACAGAGGAGAGGCCCUUCCGCUGCCCCGACUGCGGGCAGGGCUUCAGGCGAAAUGACCAUCUUGUCACGCACCGACGCAUCCACACUGGGGAGAGGCCCCACGAGUGUGGGGAAUGUGGGAAGAGCUUCAGGCACAGCUCCCACCUGAUCAGGCACCAGAGAACCCACACCGGGGAGAGGCCCUGCAAGUGUGGGGAGUGUGGGAAGAGCUUCAGGCACAGCUCCACCCUGAUCAGGCACCAGAGAACCCACACCGGGGAGAGGCCCUACAAGUGUGGGGAGUGUAGGAAGAGCUUCAGCCGGCAUUCCAACCUGAUCCUCCACCAAAAGAUCCACACUGGGGAGAGGCCUGCCGAGUGUUCCAAGUGUGGGAAGAGGUUUCGGAGCAACUCCCAUCUCCUCCUGCACUAUCAGAUUCACAGAGAGGAGAGGCCUUUCCAGUGCCCUGACUGCGGGAAGGGAUUCAAGCACAACUCCACCCUCAUCACCCACCGGCGCAUCCACACUGGGGAGAGGCCCUACGAGUGUCCCCAGUGUGGGAAGAGCUUCUCACGGAGCUCUACCUUGACCGGACACCAACGGAGGCACCGGUAAGGGAAGUCCUGCGAGUGCCCCAAGUGUGGGAAGAGCUUCGUGUGCUGCUCCAGCUCCAUCCCCCACUGGAGGAGCCACUUUGGGCAGAGCCCUGGUCCCCCACAUUCCCUGUGAUCCAUAUUGGGAACACACCUGGCUGCUUUUCCUGUUGGUUUGGCCUUAAUUUUCUUCUGAUUCAUCUUCAUCCCUUAAAAACAUCACAAACAGGGUUAAAUAAAUGAAAUUG